Messenger RNA from Lepus europaeus (European hare), 918 nucleotides. RefSeq names its product putative vomeronasal receptor-like protein 4. The record is from RefSeq and is a predicted model, not a curated record. NCBI's taxonomy places the organism in Eukaryota, Metazoa, Chordata, Mammalia, Lagomorpha, Leporidae. Gene Ontology annotation, cellular component: membrane. The transcript has a single exon. Bases 1 to 918 code for a protein of 305 amino acids. Gene Ontology annotation, molecular function: pheromone receptor activity. Gene Ontology annotation, biological process: G protein-coupled receptor signaling pathway.
AUGAUCCCACUUUCUGCUUAUAUUGCCAUGAAUAAAUAUCUUCUUUUUCAAGCUGGCAUUGGAAUGACAGCCAACACAUUCCUCCUCCUCUUCCACACCUUAACAUUCCUGCUGAAUCACAGGCCUAAGCUGACUGACCUGACCACCUGCCACCUGGCCUUUGUCCACAUUGCUUUGCUCAUCACUGUGUUAUUUUUGUUCUCUCCAGACCUGUUUGAAUCACUCAAUUUUUGGAAUGACUUCAAGUGUAAGACUUUGUUCUACAUGAGCAGGGUGAUGAGGGGCCUCUCCAUCUGCACGACCUGCCUCCUGAGCAUCAUCCAGGCCAUCACCAUGAGCCCCCACACCUCCUGGUUGGCACAGUUUAAAUAUAAAUCCACGCAUUUCAUUUUUUAUUUCUUCUUCUUUAUUUGGUUUCUCUGUUUGUGUUUCAGUACUAGCAUGAUCUUCCACACAGUGGCAACUUCCAAUGUGACCCAGACCCGUCUGAUGGUUCUCACUAAGUAUUGUUCAUUUUCCCCCAUAAGCCCCAGCAUCAUGGGUUUGAUGUUCAUGAUGACAACAUCCAGGGACAUUUUUCUUAUAGGAGUCAUGUUGUUAUCAAGUGUGUACAUGGUCAUCCUAUUGCUCAGGCAUCAGAGGAGGUCCCAGCACCUUCACAGCACCAGCCUCUCCCCAAGAUCCUCCCCAGAGAAAAGGGCCACCCAGACCAUCCUGCUGCUGGUUAGUUUCUUUGUGGUCAUGUACUGGGUGGACUUCAUCAUCUCAUCCUCCUCCCUGAUACUGUGGACUUACGACUCAGUUAUCUUGGGUGCCCAGAGUGUCGUGGUCAAUGUCUAUGCCACUGUCAGUCCAUUUGUGCUUGUCAGUUCUGAUAAGAGAAUAGUCAAUAUGCUGCACAACAUUCUAUGGAAAUGA